AUGGCGGCAUCGCAGAGGUUGACUUCGGCGACUACGGCCUCGGCGUGCAUCCCGGAUACGGCGCGGGGCACGCACGUGUUCACGGUCGCCGGCUACAGGCUGCACAAGGGCCUCGAUGUCUGCUACUUCAUCAGAUCUGCCACCUUCGCCGUCGGCGGCGACGACUGGUGCAUCCGCUACUACCCCGACGGAGACGGACUUACGACCAAAGACUACGUUUCAGUCUGCGUCGAGCUCCAGAGCAAGAACUCCGUGGUGAGGGCGCUCUACGACCUGAGGCUUACCAACCGGGCAACCGGUCUGUCUUCACUCAUCUUCUCCCAGCCGUCGUCCUUCCCGGCGUUCGACUCCUGCAACUGUAAGAACGAGCAUGUCAGGGGGGCUUACAUAUUCAUGAAGAGGGACCUCUUGGAGGCAUCCCCCUACCUGCAGGAUGACUGCAUCGUGAUCCACUGGAUGUGA
Molecule: messenger RNA, 462 nt
Organism: Triticum turgidum subsp. durum (durum wheat)
Lineage: Eukaryota; Viridiplantae; Streptophyta; Magnoliopsida; Poales; Poaceae
Source: the annotation of a GenBank genome assembly